CGGAUAAAUAUCCACCUCGAACUCCUCUAUUCCCUUAUCAUUCUCUAACAGCUGUCACGGCCGCCGCCGCCGCCGCUGCCGCAACUCUUCCGGCGUCUCUGUCUCUUCGUCUACGCCGAUGAGGCAAGAAGUGUCCGAGGAGGAAGCCAAAUGCUUAACUAGGUGGGACUGGGAGGAGCAGCUCCCUUCGCCUCAAGAGCUGGUGCCCCUCUCGCAGGCCCUCAUCGCCCCUGAUCUCGCCCUCGCCUUCGGCAUCCCCUCCUCCUCCGCCACCUCCGCCUCCUUCUCCUCCGCCGUCCUCCUCCGCCACGACGCAUCGGAUCUCUACGCUUCCGGCGGCGGAGGGGAGGAUGAUCCGGAGCCUCCCAGGACGCUGAAGCGGCCGAGGCUGGUGUGGACGCCGCAGCUGCACAAGCGGUUCGUGGACGCCGUCGCGCAUCUCGGCAUCGCCAACGCCGUGCCCAAGACCAUCAUGCAGAUCAUGGGCGUCGAAGGCCUCACCAGGGAGAACGUGGCGAGCCACCUCCAGAAGUACCGGCUCUACCUCAAGCGCGUGAAGAUGCAGGGCCUGGCCGCCGCCUCCCCUUCCGCUUCGCCGCACCCUUUUCUCGCCCGGGCAGCGCCGGCGGAUCCCUUCUUACCCUACAUGCCCGCGGCGAUGCUGCAGCAGCAGCACCACCACCACCACCACAAAAACCCAGAUCCGACGCAGCAGCACUACUACCAUCAGAACCAAUUGUUCCUGAAUCGACCUGCCCAGGGGCAGCCCGUAGCGCGUCCGGCGGCGGCAAUGGGGUCGGGAAUGGUGUUCGUGCCGGCGCAAACGACAAAACCAGCACAAUCCGCUCCUCUGGUGAAUGAUUCGGAGUGGAACAGGAAGGGCGAAGACGACGACGCUGCCAAUGGCGGUGCGAGGAAGAGGGAGCUGACCCUUUUCCCAACCGGAUAGGUUGGAUUCCGCCGCUGCUCUCCUUUGUCUCGUGGCUAGUUUUGUACUUUUUCUUGAAGCUUCCUCCCUGUUUUUUGUUUUGAAUUCUGUGAUCUCUUUCUUGAUCAUCGCCGGCGGUGAGCGUUGGGAGAAGGAAGGAUCGGCAGCGAUUUUUUUUUUUUUUAAUUAUUUUUUUUGAAUCCUGUAUCCAGUUCUAUCGGCAGGCAUCGUAUUGCUAGUUAACAGAGUGGUGCUUGUCCCUUAAUUUACCAAACUGAUGUAAAUCUACAGCUUGUUGUUGAUAGGAUAUCCAUCUUCAUAUCA
Zingiber officinale is the source of this 1252-nucleotide messenger RNA. Its product is annotated as transcription factor PCL1-like. The transcript has a single exon. The record is from RefSeq and is a predicted model, not a curated record. Bases 119 to 949 code for a protein of 276 amino acids. Gene Ontology annotation, cellular component: nucleus. Gene Ontology annotation, biological process: regulation of DNA-templated transcription. Lineage: Eukaryota; Viridiplantae; Streptophyta; Magnoliopsida; Zingiberales; Zingiberaceae. Gene Ontology annotation, molecular function: DNA-binding transcription factor activity; DNA binding.